GAAGCGUCAGCUGAUAACAGGAGAACAGAACACUUCACCUCCAGCGACCAAAGCUGCUAGUGGUUGAACAGCUCAGCUUGGUCUUCUGGCUCCAGCACAGGAUGUCUGCCUACCCCAAAUCCCACAAUCCUUUCGCUGAUGACGAUGAUGAAGAAGACUCGCGCUCGGCCCCGAGGAGAGGCUUUAACUUCGAUGAUGAUCCGGAGGAGAGUUCGCUGAGUCCGGCAGAGAGACGCCAGAGGCAGCUGCAGCAGGAAGUGAUGCGUACAGCUCAGUCUGCCGUGGACAGCAGCCACCGCUCGCUCGGACUCAUCUACGAAUCAGAGAAAGUCGGUGCUGAAACCGCAGAGGAACUGAUCCGUCAGGGAGAGGCACUGAAGAGGACAGAGAGAAUGAUCGACAACAUGGAGGCGGACAUGAGGACGAGCCAGAGGCACAUAAACACCAUUAAGAGUGUGUGGGGGGGAAUGGUCAACUAUUUCAAAGGCAAACCCGAACCGCCCAAACCUGCGCAGAAAGACCAGCCGGUGUGUUACGAGGCCAGCAGCAGGCUACAGACUGCGCUUGCGGAGAGCAAACAGCAAGAAGACAAAUAUCAGGCCAGUCAUCCAAACCUCAGGAAACUGGAAACAUCUGGAUUCGGAGCUUCUGCUUCUCUGGACAACAAUUCGUCUGAUCAGAAUGGAGUUCCCAAAAACAAACAGCUACGAGCCGCUCACCAGCAGCUGGACAGAAACCUGGAUGAGAUGUCUUUGGGUCUGGGCCGGCUGAAGAAUCUGGGUCUGGGCUUGCAGACGGAGAUCGACGAGCAGGACGUUUCUCUGGAUGCUCUGCUCAAUAAAGCCGACAACAUGGACGGGAAGAUCAGCUCCACCAACCGGCAGCUCAAAAGCCUUAAAUAGACUCAGAGUGUGAUGUCACUUCCUGGAGGCGGGGCCAAGGUGAUCAUAAUUGAAAACAUUUGCGCUCGUAAAACAUUCUCUCCAAGGGAAGAAAGAGUGUGUUGGACAGAAGAAAUGUAAAACAAAAUAAGAGACAUGAAGAAAAACACAUGAUGGUUUGAGGUGUGACAAAAAACAGAGCGACAAUGAUGAAAUAGUUUUGUCUCUUUUUUUAUGCAAAUAUUGAUGUUUAAAGGGAUAGUUCACCCCAAAAAAUGAACAUUUGCUCAUUAUUUACUCUCCCUCAAGUGUUUCAAAACCUUUACGGGUUUUCUUCUUCUGUUUAGCACUAAAGAAGAUAUUUUGAAGAAUGCUGAAAACCGGUAACCAUUGACUUCCAUAGUAGGAAUAUAUAUUCUUAUACUCAAAAUAUAUUCUUUAAUGUUCAACAGAAGAAAGAAACUCAAGCAGGAUCUAAACAAGGGUGAAUAAAUGAUGACAAUUCUCAUUUUUGAGUGAACUGUCCCUUUAAGAGAAUAUAUGGUUAUUUCUACAGGAAAGUGAGUCAAAAAUACAGAGUGGGAAACUUUUCAUUAGUCACUAAUUUUCUCUAAUUGUAAAUAAGCUGGUUUAGGGAUAAACUGUUCAUAAGCUUUGAGUUAGAAAUGUUACCUAUAGAAAAUCUGACAUGUGCACACCUCAGUUACACCACUUUAUAAUCAUUGCACUUCUUAAAGGGACAGUUCACCCCCAAAUAAAAUUCUGUCUUCAUUUACUAGUGUCUGUCUUCUCUUGAACACAAAGGAACAUAUCCUGAAGAAUUAUUUUUUCUUUAUCCUACUAUGGAUGUCAGUGUCUGUUUUUCCUCCUCAACAUUCUUCAGAAUAUCUUCUUUUGUGUUUAACAGAAUCUAACACAGCCCUAUUUUUGGGUGAACUGCCCCUUUAACUGUGCAAAAUUGGGUUUAAAAUAUAUAUAUAUAUAUAAUGUGAAAUCUGCAGUCAUUUGACAUUUUUAUAAAUGUUUAUGCUCAUUUUUCGUGUUUUUUUUCUGCUAGUACGGUCCUGGUUAUCAGAUCACGAGAGACAGAGAUAAUGGUUUGCCUUAAUUUUCACAUUCAAUCCAUCUCAACAUUGCACUGUGCCAUUGCAUUUCACCCUGUGCUCAGAUUUUAUGCAUGUUAAAGAAACAGUUCACCCAAAAAUUUUAUUUUACUCACCAACAAGUGUUUCCAAACCUUUAUGAGUUUCUUUCUUCUGUUGAACUCGAUAAGAAGUUAUUUUAAAGAAAGCUGAAAACCUGUAACCAUUGACUUCCAUAGUAUGAAGUCAAAAGAAAUACAAUAGAAGUCAAUGGUUACAGGUUUUCAGCAUUCUUCAAAAUAUAUUCUUUAACGUUCAACAGCUGAAAGAAACUCCUAAAGGUUUGAAAUGAGUAAAAGGGGAGUAAAUGAUGACAGAUUUUUGGGUGAACUGUCCCUUUAAGUGAAUAUAUGGGUAUUUCUACUAGAAAGCGAGACAGAAAUACAGAGUUGGAAAUUAAGUUCUCUUCAUGACCCAUAAAUGAAAUUUUACUGACCAUCAAGUGUUUCCAAAUCUUCACUAAGUUAAAUAAGUUAUUUUGAAGAAUGUUGUAAACCUGUAACCAUUGACUUUCAUAGUAGAAAAAACAAAUACUGUGGCAGUUAAUGGUUACCGCUUUUCAGCAUUCUUUAAAAUAUCUUCUUUUAGUGUUCCACAGAAUAAAGAUACAAGUAAAGGGUGAGUAAAUGAUGACAGAUUUUUCAUUUUUGAGUGAACUGUCCCUUUAAGAGAAUAUAUGGUUAUUUCUACAGGAAAGUGAGACAAAAAUACUGAGUGGGAAACUUUUUAUUACUCACUAAUUUUCUCUAAUUGUAAAUAAGCUGGUUUAAGGAUAAACUGUUUAUAAGCUUUGAGUUAGAAAUGUUACCUGUAGAAAAUCUGACAUGUGCACACCUCAGUUACACCACUUUACAAUCAUUGCACUUCUUAAAGGGACGGUUCACCCAAAAAUACAAUUGUCUUCAUUUACUAGUGUCUGUCUUCUGUUGAACACAAAGAAACAUAUCCUGAAGAAUAAUUUUUUUUAUCCUACUAUGGAUAUCAGUGUCUGUUUUUCCUCCUCAACAUUCUUCAGAAUAUCUUCUUUUGUGUUUAACAGAAGAAUUUGAUAAAGGUUUUGAACCACUUGUGAGUAAAUUAAAGGUAUAUCUUUGGGUGAACUGCCCCUUUAACUGUGCAAAAUUGGGUUUAAAAAUAUAUAUAUAAUGUGAAAUCUGUAUUUGUCAGACAAUUAUGCUCAUUUUUCAUGGUUUUUUCUGCUAGACCGGUCCUGGUUAUCAGAUCAUGAGAGACAGAUAUAUUGGUUUGCCUUAAUUUUCACAUUCAAUCCAUCUCAUCAUUGCACUGUGCCAUUGCAUUUCACCCUGUGCUCAGAUUUUAUGUAUGUUAAAGGGACAGUUCACCCAAAAAUGAAGUUUUACUCACUUUAUGAGUUUCUUUCUUCUGUUGAACUCGAUAAGAAGUUAUUUUAAAGCUGAAAACCUGUAACCAUUGACUUCCAUAGUAUGAAGUCAAAAGAAAUACAAUGGAAGUCAAUGGUUACAGGUUUUCAGCAUUCUUCAAAAUAUAUUCUUUAACGUUCAACAGCCGAAAGAAACUCAAACAGGACAUAAAAAGUGAGUAAAUUAUUACAUCUUUUCAUUUUUAGGUGAACUAUAACUUUAAUCAUUCACUAUUAAGGAAAAACCCAUCAAACAUCUACUAAUCUUCAGUGAAGUGGCUGAGAGGAGUUAUGUUUUGGGGGAUUGCGUUUUAAUGGGUCAUCUGUUAUUUCCUUUUUUCGGUUUAGGGUAGCUUUAUAUCAUUUACCAGGAACAUUGUACUAUUGUUUCUGCAUCAUCUGAAACUCACUGUUCAAGUGUUGUCUUCCUAUUCAAGGGGUUUUGUCGGCUGAAUGUGACAUACGUGAACAUGAAUAAAAUAAAAGGUUGUAAUCU
Messenger RNA from Danio aesculapii, 3900 nucleotides. It is a transcript of the gene snap29, whose product is annotated as synaptosome associated protein 29. Bases 102 to 902 code for a protein of 266 amino acids. The record is from RefSeq and is a predicted model, not a curated record. Lineage: Eukaryota; Metazoa; Chordata; Actinopteri; Cypriniformes; Danionidae. Gene Ontology annotation, biological process: exocytosis; synaptic vesicle fusion to presynaptic active zone membrane; synaptic vesicle priming. Gene Ontology annotation, molecular function: SNAP receptor activity; syntaxin binding. Gene Ontology annotation, cellular component: SNARE complex; plasma membrane. The transcript has 6 exons.